Molecule: messenger RNA, 1158 nt
Organism: Nicrophorus vespilloides
Lineage: Eukaryota; Metazoa; Arthropoda; Insecta; Coleoptera; Silphidae
Product: methyltransferase-like protein
Exons: 4
Coding region: 185-1072 (295 amino acids)
Molecular function (GO): tRNA (cytidine-N3)-methyltransferase activity
Source: RefSeq, a predicted model, not a curated record
UAAACCUAUGUUAUUAAUAUAACAACAUAUGGUUAUUAAUUUAAAUGUUUUCAACUUUUUACUAAAGUUUACUUAUAGGUUUAUUGGUGAGAGUUAAGUAAGUUGUGGUGGUAAGACUGUAUGAUAAACGUGCAAGUAUUUGAAAGAUGUAAAUAUAACCAAGAAAGAAAAUCAUACAUGGACCAUGGAAGAUGAGAGCAACAGGAGGCCCCAAUUCGGCAACAGAUUCUUAGUGAACGAGGAUGCUGUCUUUGAACACAAUGCUUGGGAUGAUGUUGAAUGGGAUGAGAACCAGGAGCAAGAGGCGAUAGCAAAAGUUGCAACAAAUAGCACAAUAAAAUUCAAUGAUGAUGAAAUUGAGAAGUAUGAUAAGGAAGCUGAUAAGUUCUGGGAUUCGUUCUAUGGGAUUCACACAAAUAGGUUCUUUAAAGAUAGACAUUGGUUGUUCACUGAAUUCCCUGAGUUAGGUACAGAAAAUAAAGAUGAAGAGCAGAGGGUGAUCUUUGAGGUGGGCUGUGGUGUGGGUAACACAAUUUUCCCCAUUUUGCAGUACAGCAAAGAGAAUAAUUUGUACAUCUACUGCUCAGACUUCUCAACAAAAGCCAUUGAUAUUUUAAAGGAAAAUCCUGAAUAUGAUGAGGGUAAAUGCAAAGCUUUUGUGCUUGAUGCUACUUCUGAUACUUGGGAUGUUCCAUUUAAAGAAAACUCAGCUGAUGUAGCUGUGCUGAUAUUCGUUUUAUCCGCUAUACAUCCCGAAAAAUUUGCUCACGUGGUGAAACAACUUUAUAGGUAUGUUAAACCUGGAGGAUUGGUUUUAUUCAGAGAUUACGGAAGAUACGAUUUGGCGCAAUUGAGGUUCAAACCUGGUCGGUGUUUGGGUGAUAACUUUUACGCAAGAGGCGAUGGAACAAGGGUUUUUUUCUUUACUCAAGAUGGAGUGAAGAAUCUGUUUGAAGAAGCCGGCUUUGAGGAAGUCCAGAAUAGAGUUGAUAGAAGGUUGCAGGUCAACAGAGGACGGAUGCUGAAGAUGUACAGAGUGUGGAUACAAGCUAAAUAUAGAAAACCCUUGUAACGGUGUUUUAUUAAAAGUUCGACAUGCCGGACUGGUAAGGAAUAAAUAGAGAGCUAGGACAUGCGUCUGCUGGAAUUAAAUCGUCA